Molecule: messenger RNA, 483 nt
Organism: Triticum turgidum subsp. durum (durum wheat)
Lineage: Eukaryota; Viridiplantae; Streptophyta; Magnoliopsida; Poales; Poaceae
Source: the annotation of a GenBank genome assembly
AUGGGGAGUGGAAAGACGGGGCGGCGGCGGCGUGCCAGAGUCUCUUGGGCUCCCGUCCCCUGUCAUAAUCAAAUCACAGCCACAACCGACGAGGCUUCAGUUAACAUUCCCAACUUAUUGGCCAAUACAACGAUAAUCAGUGCCUCACCCCGCUCCACUCCAUGCCAGCCCAACAGUCAUGUUAUUGAACACUGGAGAGAAACCGAGCACCACUUUUCACUUGAAUUAGAAAUGCCAAAGGAAAACCAUAGGAUGAUUUCAGAAUCACCAUGGGUUGAAAGAGCAGCUGGCUAUCACGUGAUGGCCGAUUCUGUGGACGUGACUUGGAGCGUCAGAAGGUUUUCUCUAUGUGUAAGAUCCAUUGGUGAUAUUUACUUGAAGAAGUCGGAGUACAACAUGGACCGAAUAUUUCAGAAAAUUGGCCUUGUUAUUGCAUUGAAGAGGCUAGCUCUUACCGCUGAACCACAAAUUCAUGUUCGCUAG